GCGAAGUCAGAGCAAAACAAUGAUACCAAAAAAAAUAUAAUUUAAUUUUGUAUAUAUUUAGUAGAAUUCUGACUUAUUUAUAUGAUUUUAUCUAAUCCGUAUAUAAGCUGUUUAAAUUGUGUUGUAUCAGUGAAUUAACCAGCAAUUUUGUGAAGCUUUUUGUGACGCUUAUUGAUACCCAAAAAAAUGAUAUUAUAAGUGUUAUCAAGUCAUGUCCGAAGAACAUGACGAAAAGUGUGUUACAAGUGAAAUAACCAAUGAAAGUGAGACUGAUAAAUCUACUGUAGUGCCAGUAGAUGAACCAUGUGCCAAUAGCAUAGGUGCCAUAGAUUGUCAGAACGACAUUGGUGCCAAAAAAGGAACUUUAUCCUGGACUGAGGAGGGAUCGCAACUCUUGGUAUCGUGGAAAUUGCUGGAAGGAACUGCUACUAAUAAGGACUAUGUUGCUCUUUGUCUCAAAGAUCCCGCAAGCAUCGCCGGUAUCGCCAGGCUCGUGCCGGCGACCGGAUGCGACACUGGGCACAUAAUGUGGCUGCUUGAUGAGCCCAAUCAACCUUAUGAAGAUUGUGAGCAGCUCCUCUGUUUUCGUUACUACAAUGGUGAAGAUGAUGAGUGUGUUGCUGAGUCAUCCUCUCUCCCUCAUCGAUUCAAAGUCGACCUCAAAAAGUUACCUCAUCGACUCAAGGAGGGUAUCUCUAGGAAAAGAAGUGGGGAUCACGUGUCACCCUUCUCAUACAAUAAUGAAAGCUUUGAAAUGAAUUCAGAAAAUAGUCCAAGAAUUGAACGCGUUACUCCAAAUCAAGAUAUUAAGCAUUUGAGCGAUGAUGUUAAUAAGUGCUCAAUUAGUUCUUUAGAUAGACGCGGGAACUCGAAUCUCGAACCUGCAAAUUGUGAUUCUAGUAAAUCUCUAGUUAGUAAUCUUAGUAAGCAAUCUCCUGUAAAUAGUGAAUCUCCCAGUACGAUUGACUGUAAGCCGACAUCGUCAGGCGUAAAAAAGAAGUGUCCACCGCCUGUCGACACCGGAGGCGGCCAACCGUUAAAUGGCGUUAAGAAAAAAACUAAUUUAAAUGUGGGUUUGGAAUCACCAUCGUCGCCUGACACAGAGUAUUAUAAAAUCUGGUCGCCUCAAAAUCCUUGCAAAAUAAUGAAAUUUGUUUAUGAUGUCGAAGGUGCUAAUAUACCCAGUGAUGCCCAAAAAUCGCCGGUUCCGCCUUUACCACCAAGACAAUCACAUAAACCGUUAGAGCGAAUGCAUGCUUUACCUCCUGCUGUACAAAGGCAUAGGAAGCCGAAAAAAAUAAGCAAACCUGAAGAUGCUUUUACUUUUGAAUUAAUUGAUACGGAUGAACAGUUUUUCACUGAUAAAAAUAUUUCCAACUCAUCUGGUUUACAAGGUAACAUGAAUGAUUUUAAACCCGGUGAAUUCUUCUCUGAAAAACAGCAUCCUCUUGCCACGGUUGCAAAUAUUAAAGAGACUCAAAACGUAGCUCCAUUAGCAACACCGGAGACGGAAGGCAGUUUAUCUGAAUCGACAUUAUCGUCUAUAAAAGUAUCAAGAAUAUUAGACGACAAGAAAUUAAAUAUGGUACCUGAAGGUACACCUAGUGUAAGUAGAAAAAAUAUUAUGUUUAUAAAAGAUAUAGGCCCUGAUAACUAUAUAACCACAACUUUUGCAAGAAAAGAGAAGGAUGUAGUAGAUGGUUUUCAUUUAACACCAAAUCAUGCAAAGUCCGAAGAAAAGGCUCAACAUACCUUUCUCAACGAUAUUAGUAAUAGCACUGACUUCGAAGACGAUAAUAGAAACCAGAUUGAAGAGAAAGAAAUAAACAUCAAAGGUCACAAGCCUCUGACUAGGCAAAAUUCUGGGAGAGGAAAUACACCUACAAUGAUGACAGCGUUUCUUAAUUCAUCUCAUAUAGAUGGCCCUAGUCGGGAAAGUGGAAGCAAUAGCCCAAAUGGUGGUAGUUCUUGUAACUCAUCGCAUUCAUCGUCUCCUGUAGAAGAAGGAUGUAAAGGAAUGCCUACCGUGGGUACUUUAUUGAUGAACCGUAAAUAUUCGUGUGAUAGUUCUACUCCUAGGCAUUCAAGUUUACCAAGACACCUAUUGAAGAACCUUGGCUGUGAAUCUACUCCUAAACAUUCCCCGAACCGGACGAACUUUAAAGAGAAUCCGGAGAGUCCAGCACGACCUCAUCCAAGGGUUUUAACCCGCGUUGCAGCUCUGGCAGGCUCGGCCGUACCGCAAUGUCCACCUACUCCGACGCAUCACGCUAGAAGGCCACGCCCUCUUCCACCAUCAGACCUCCAUCCUCCACCGAUACAAAGCAUCGAGAAUCGGCAUGAUACUUUUGAAAUGGUUGAAUUUACUAAUGAGUUAAGAACGUCGGAGAUAAGAUCUCCAAACUUAGAAUUUAUGAACAGUAAUCACUUUACAAUAGUUCAUGCAGGACCACCUGACGAUGUUGUAUUGAGGAGACCUCAGCAAGAAAGUGAAGACAAUGAUGACAAUGACAAUGCUGUAGCGUCACCAACACCUCUAAGGCAUAUGGCUGGAAUUAGACUACCUUCUAUACCAGAAAGAGCGUCACGGCAGAUGGCACUAACUGGCGAUUUUCCUGCUAAUAUGAUUGGCGGGAUUAUUGAAUGUGAAGAACCGUUACCUCCUGGGUGGGAAGCGCGUAUGGAUAGCCACGGCAGGGUUUUUUACAUCGACCACAUCAAUCGGACAACCACCUGGCAGAGACCCGCAGCUAAUGGAAGCUCUCCAAGGUCACCUGCUCCAGAAAUUCAGAGGAGACAGCUAGAUAGAAGAUACCAAUCAAUCCGUCGUACGAUGACGCGUACGCAGCUAGGCGAAGAGGACCGCUCGUCUCCUCCUCCUGCAGCUUCCCCCCGUGAACCACCACUACCGCCUGCACCCCACCCCGCGGCUGAGUUUCUGGCACGGCCAGAUUUCUACUCUAUACUGCAUAUGAAUGCUGAAGCAUCGUCCCUAUACAACUGUAACUCGACCUUAAAGCAUAUGAUAUCAAAGAUUCGUCGGGACACAGCUUCCUUCGAACGAUAUCAACAUAACCGGGACCUUGUCGCUUUGGUCAAUAUGUUCAGCGAUUCUGAUAGGGACUUACCACUCGGCUGGGAUACAAAAAUCGACAGAAAUGGAAAGUGUUUCUUCGUGGACCACGUGAUGCGCCGUACGACUUUCAUCGAUCCUCGUUUGCCUCGCGCGCCUCAAGCGGGGCCAUUCUCCCCGCUGUUGCCACCGCGUAGGCGCCUGCUCCACCACGAACAGGCGCCGACUCCACCACCUCGGCCGCCAAUUUCGUCCUCAGACACAUAUACACACCAAACUCAAGAAAUUCCUGUCGCGUAUAAUGAUAAGGUGGUAGCGUUUCUCAGACAACCAAACAUAAUGUCAAUACUACGGGAACGGUGUGGCGGUUGCAACAACUCGCUACGGGACAAAGUUAAUACAGUCCGAGUUGAGGGAGCAACAGCUCUAGCACGAUACCAGAAUGAUGUGCAGCUUACUUGCUUACUCAGCCUAUUCGAGCAGGAGAUCAUGAGCUACGUGCCGGCGUCAGGAUGUAGUUCCAGUGUGGUCCCAUCUCCUGUUGCGUCGCCAGCCGCCGCAAGGAGUACCAGGGCCCCAGCGCCUCAAAGAAGAGACUUUGAGGCCAAAUUACGCGCCUUCUAUCGGAAAUUAGAAAGCAAGGGUUAUGGGCAGGGCCCAGGGAAGCUAAAAUUACACAUACGCCGCGAACAUUUACUAGAAGAUGCGUUUAGGCGAAUUAUGUCGUGUAGCAAAAAGGAACUGCAAAAGGGGAAACUAUGCGUUACUUGGGACGGCGAAGAAGGCCUGGACUAUGGUGGACCAAGUCGGGAGUUCUUUUUUUUACUAUCAAGAGAGCUGUUUAACCCCUACUACGGGUUAUUUGAAUAUUCCGCCAACGAUACAUAUACAGUUCACGUGUCACCGAUGUCGGCGUUCGUCGACAAUCAUCAUGAAUGGUUCAGAUUCUCCGGUCGCGUCUUAGGCUUGGCACUCGUCCAUGGUUUUCUUCUAGAAGCUUGGUUCACGCGUGCUUUGUAUCGGGCGCUUUUGCGACUGCCACCAGCUCUUGAAGAUGUGGAUGCCUUGGAUGCACAAUUUGCUGCUUCAUUGCGGUGGCUACAGUCGGCACGUUGCGUCUCAUCGCUAGAACUAACCUUCGCGGUGUCAGAGCGACUUGCGGACGGAAGAGUGUUAGAAAGAGAGUUAAAACCUGGCGGAAGAGAUGUCGCCGUCACGGAACGAAACAAGAAGGAAUAUUUAGAGAAACUAGUUAGAUGGAGAGUGGAAAGAGGAGUGGCGGAACAGAGCGAGUGGCUUGUCAGGGGAUUCCAUGAGGUGGUAGACCCUAGACUAGUCGGUGCAUUUGAUGCUAGGGAACUGGAACUGGUGAUUGCAGGGGCGCCAGAACUGGAUGUGGCGGAUUGGAGAAAUAACACUGACUAUAGAGGAGGAUACCAUGACGCACACCCUGUCAUUGUCUGGUUUUGGCAGGCUAUUGACAGAUUUUCAAAUGAACAACGUCUCCGUCUUGUACAAUUUGUGACUGGGACUUCAUCAAUACCUUAUGAGGGAUUCUCUGCCUUGCAAGGAUCUAUCGGUCCCCGAAAGUUCUGUAUUGAGCGGUGGGGACGAGUAGAGUCGUUGCCAAGAGCUCACACCUGCUUCAACCGCCUAGAUCUGCCUCCAUACCCGACACCCCAGUUAUUACAUGAAAAGUUACUUUUAGCUGUCGAAGAAACAAAUACUUUUGGAAUUGAAUAAAUGUCAAAAUAUUAUUAUGUGUAGGCAACUGACUUAACAAGUCUUAUAUUGUGCCCUUAUAAUUAUGUAUGAUAAAUGAUAGUAAGGCCGAUAUAGUGUUGAUGCACUCAAUAUCUAUAUAUAACUGUCAUAUUAAACCUAUGUCAAUAUAAAGGCCACUUAUCUGUCAAGGUUUGUACUUUACUGCUUUUAUUUGUAAGAUAAUAAUUGUAUUGUGGCUGUGAAAAAGGCCCCAGGGCCAAGAUUAGUUUUUAGGUAUGCUUUAUGUCACUAAUUUAUAACAUGAUCAAAAAUUAUUUAUCAGCAUUACUCAACAUUAUUCUACCAAAAUAAUACUUUAAUUAUUCUUAAGAGUUAUGUUAACAUGAAUACUAAGGGAUAAUGAAACACUUUAUCGGCUAAGACAGAGAAGCUAUAGAUUGUUUAAAUAACAUCCAUUUCCUAGUCAACUAAAUAUAAAAAGUUUAAAAAAUUGGCAAAAAAUAUAGUAUUGCUUUCCCUGUAGAUAUUCUUAAUUUAUAUUGUAUUAGAUAAAUAAUGAGAAUAUGUGGAUGUUGUGAUGUUCGCUAAUAUUGAUGUUCCUCAUUUAUUUAUAAAAUGUACAGAACACAGAAUUUCUCUUUGGUAAUGGUAAAUGUGAAUAAACAAUCACAUUUCCUGUGAACUUUAUUAUGAAACUUUAAUUUAAUGUAAAUAUAUUAUUUAUUGUGCUUGUAUGUAUGAUACACAGGUGUAGGUAUGUUUCUUUUCAAUAAGUUUUAAAUGUUAAAUCUUUAAACUACCUUGAGUAUUGUUUUAUGUAAAAAAUUCUAUGUAACUUGUUUUUGUGUGAAAGUGAUAAAAUGUGUCAA
This is a messenger RNA of Pieris brassicae (large cabbage white), 5667 nucleotides long. RefSeq names its product E3 ubiquitin-protein ligase HECW2 (gene Hecw). Gene Ontology annotation, molecular function: protein binding; ubiquitin-protein transferase activity. The coding region runs from base 212 to 4816 and encodes 1534 amino acids. Lineage: Eukaryota; Metazoa; Arthropoda; Insecta; Lepidoptera; Pieridae. Gene Ontology annotation, biological process: regulation of dendrite morphogenesis. The record is from RefSeq and is a predicted model, not a curated record. The transcript has 16 exons.